CAGCUAGCUCAGUUGUGUCAGUCAGCUGAUUGUACAAACAAGGACACUUACACGGGCGUCAGUUUACAUCCACUUAAUACUAAUGUACAGGUAAAACUAGACUUCUCCCAUCUUUAUUCUUCUGAAACAAAUGUAUCACGAUUGCAGUAUGAUUAGUGUCAAUAUUGCUGCUAUUGGUUGCACUAGCUAGGCACCGACCUGAUGCGUCAGGUUACGUAACUAAAGCGUUUGCAAGUUAGCUAUAGUAGCUAACAUUGCAGUAUGUUAGCUACUAUUGCUAACUAUUAAACGCUUUAGUUACGUAACCUGACGCAUCAUGACUGUAUAUACACUACAUGACCAAAAGUAUGUGGACACAUGCUCGUCGAACAUCUCAUUCCAAAAUCAUGGGCAUUAAUAUGGAGUUGGUCCCCCCAUUUGCUGCUAUAACAGCCUCCACUCUUCUGGGAAGGCUUUCCACUAGAUGUUGGAACAUUUCUGCGGGGACUUGCUUCCAUUCAGCCACGAGCAUUAAUGAGGUUGGGCAAAUAGGCCUGGCUCGCAGUCGGCGUUCAAAUUCAUCCUAAAGGCAUUCGAUGGGGUUAAGGUCAGGGCUCUGUGCAGCCCAGUCAAGUUCUUCCACACCGAUCUCAACAAACCAUUUCUUUAUGGACCUCGCUUUGUGCGCUGGGGCAUUGUCAUGCUGAAACAGGAAAGGGCCUUCCCCAAACUGUUUCCACAAAGUUGGAAGCACAGAAUCGUCUAGAAUCUAAUUGUAUGCUGUAGCAUUAGGAUUUCUCUUCACUGGAACUAAGGGGCCUAGCCCGAACCAUGAAAAACAGCCCCAGACCAUUAUUCCUUCUCCACCGAACUUUACAGUUGGCACUAUGCAUUGGGGCAGGUAGCGUUCUCCUGGCAUCUGCCAAACCCAGAUUCGUCCGUCGGACUGCCAGAUAGUGAAGUGUGAUUCAUCACUCCAGAGAACACAUUUCCACUGCUCCAGAGUCCAAUGGCGGCGAGCUUUACACCACUCCAGCCGACGCUUGGCAUUGCACAUGAUGAUCUUAGGCUUGUGAACGCACCAAUUUGUGAGUCGCUCUGGCUAAGAGCGUCUGCUAAAUGACGUUAAUGUGCCCUUGAGCAAGGCACUUAACCCUAAUUGCUCCUGUAAGUCGCUCUGGUUAAGAGCGUCUGCUAAAUGACUAAAAUGGAAUCCCAUUUCAUGAAGCUUCCGAUGAACAGUUCUUGUGCUGACGUUGCUUCCAGAGGCAGUUUGGUCCCGUUCUGUGAGCUUGUGUGGCCUACCACUUCGCGGCUGAGCCGUUGUUGCUCUUAGACGUUUCCACUUCAUAAUAACAGCACAUACAGUUCACCGGGGCAGCUCUAGCAGGGCAGAAAUUUGACGAACUGACUUGUUGGAAAGGUGGCAUCCUAUGACGGUGCCACGUUGAAAGUCAGUGAGCUCUUCAGUAAGGCCAUUCUACUGCCAAUGUUUGUUUAUGGAGAUUGCAAGGCUGUGUGCUCGAUUUUAUACACCUGUCUGCAACGGGUGUGGCUGAAAUAGCCGAAUCCACUAAUUUGAAGGGGUGUACACAUACUUUUGUAUAUAGUGUAUGACCUAACGCGUUCAUGCUUAUUGUUUUUACUAGCUAGCUAGCUAUCUGUCAGCAAUAAUCUGAACCUUGCAAGCCUGGUAGUUAGCUAAAGUAGUCUAUUUCCAAUUGCUAAAAGGCAUUAGCUAUUAAUAUAAUUUCUGUAGCCAGCCGAUCCGACCCGCUUGCUUACAGCUGCACUAGGGGCGGAUAGGUUUCCUGUGUAGAUUAAGACACUGCCGGUGCGAGAUAUGGCCAGGAAAACGUACCUCAAUCCAGGGAUGAGAAAUGCGUUGUACUCCGAAUUGUCCCAUUAUCCCAACUGUUACACCGAGAAGAUUGAACGACUACUCGUUUUUUAGCAGUCGUUUCCUUACAAACCAGAAUGUUUAAUACAAUUACAUUUCAACUUACUCUACUGGUUGUCCUUGUGGUUUGUCCUUAUUUGGGUUGAAAUUUAAGAAUAAUUAUCCAAAGGAAAGUAUUAUUAAACCGACUUUUCAAAACGCUGGUACUGCCAUUGAGAUUUCUACCACCAGGCAGAUGCGCAAAACCACGUAAACACCUGCAAGACUUUCAGUUAGUAUGCAUGCAUCGCGUGCAUGUAUUUCUGUCUUGUGCGCGUGCCGUAGGUGAUGAGUAAACAAACCAUGAUGGCCACACACAGACACUCAUGUUUAAGUCGAGUUAAUAACACUUUCGUGUGGGUAUUUUGUCUCAUAUUUCCAUCCGAAUAAGGACGAAAUCAGCGGACAACAUGUAGAGUAAGAUUCAAAUUAAGUUUGUUCAACAUUCUAACUAGUAAAGGGACUGUUUGGAAUGUUUUAUCGUAUAUGUUAGAGACGAGUGACGAAGGAAAUUCCUCACUCGGAUUCGAAAGGGGCAAAAUGAUAUGCAUCUCAGACUAUCUGGUUUACAUGACACAGGACGUGAUUGCAUUAUUAUUACUGUACAUAUACUCACAAUUCUAUGAAUUUUUAUUGGUUUAUAACUUCUUUCAUCUGCUUCCAGCUGAGAAAAUGAAGAAAAACAAGGGAAAGGUGAACACCACCACUGAGAAGGAGUUUGUGUUUCGGUUCAGGGCAGGGAGGAAUGACUGUGUCCUCAAAGUACCUCUGCAUUUCCCUGUCCAAGAAAAUGUCAGUGACCUUCAUGGACGACUUAUGCUGCUGCACAAAAUACCUUGCUUCGUUGAGAAUGGUGAGACUUCCAUUUAACUAAAUAAAAUGAAACUUUGUCUUUUCUAUUCAUCCACACAUACCUUUUGGUACUAAUAAUUUAAUGUAUAUUGGUUUAGAACUGAAGAGCACACUGUCCACCUUUAUUGAGAGCGAAACCAUCAAGGACUAUGACAAAGAAGCAGAGUUGGCCCUACAGAGACUGACAACAGGAGAGGUGGACAUCAACCAGCUUACAAACACAUGGGCAAAGGCGUACUCGGAGGUAAAAGCAGAACUCAAAACCAAAGACCAUGUUUAGAAGCAUAUUUUCAUAUAAAGUUCUUUGUCCCUAUAGCUUCUAACCCCUUCCCUGCUCCUUUGUCCCUGCUUCUGUCCUCUCGCUUCUUCUCCCACAUUCCUCGCUUCUGUCUGGUAGUAUCCCACACACUGAUUUUUUUCAUUUCCUCAUGUUGUCCACCUCACAUUACAGAAGUGGAUGACACUGUUGUAUGUAUGAGACUACAGUGCAAUCUGUAUUCUUAUGCUAUUUUUUGUAUGGAACAAUCCAAUUAUCUCAAAGAACAGCUAGAGAAGUGUUUGCAUACUGUGCCUCCUGAUAAUAUUAUAAUCUCCAAUGUCUGAGCUGUGGUCAUAGAUCAUUAUAUUGAUACAGAAAGUCAGUAACAGACAGUUGACUGCGCCUUAAGUUCGGAACAAUGUAUCAAAUUAGAUUGGAAAGAUUUGCUAAAAGUUGUUGGGAGUUGCCAAGAUGUAGUGUUUGAAUUUGAUCCACCUCAUCAAUUUUAUACAAGCAAGACCGGCGUCAUCUGUCUGACAGUCUGAAGGAAAUUGUAAAUCAUUAAAACAUCUGUGGUCUGAUGAGAGAUAUUACUAGACAUGGUGGCUUUCAAUUUAAAUGGAUGAAAGCAGAGACUCCCUUUGAAACAGAAUAUCUUCCCAAUUUUUUGUCUUUUAAAGUCAACAAGAUCAUCUGCUUCAUGCACUUCAAAGUUCUAGACUUUAAAUUCUGCUGCCACUUGCUCAAGCACUUGUAAAAAUAAAAAAGGCUGCCCCUCCUAUAAAGCUUGGUUGCUCACUGCUGUGAUGUGUACAGGGUAACCAUUAACAUUUUACUGCACUAGUGCAGAAAUACUCAUGGACGCUGUCCAGUGUAUUUGAAGGAACUCCAAAGGUCUUUUAAUGUAUAUAAUGUUUGUUGCGUAAAGAUCACUGGACUUGUAAUAAUAGAGGAAGACUCUAAAUACUUUUCUAUGUACAUUCUAAAUAUGGCACAAGUACGAGGUCUUUCUCUUAGCUUCCCCUCUAUUACGUUAGUUAAGGAGAAUCGCAUCUUGCUUUUCACACCGUCCAGUCACAAUUGUUGACCGGGUCUUUCAUACAGCACAAUGUCCCUCACUUUUGCAUUUCCUACAAUUUCCUCUGAUCUACUGAACAGUGUCUUCCUGUGAUUUUCCUUUACUGUGAAAAGGUUACGCCCACACCUCAACGCAAUCAUCCUCUUUUCUUGUUACUAUUUAGACCACGUUGGAACAUGCUCGUCCUGAGGAGCCCAGCUGGGACGAGGACUUUGCAGAUGUUUACCAUGAGCUGAUCCACUCCCCGGCCUCUGACACCCUGCUCAACCUGGAACACAACUACUUUGUCAGUGUCUCGGAGCUCAUCAGUGAGAGAGACAUGGAGCUGAAGAAGUUACAAGAGAGGUUGUUAUGAUCAUAGAGAUAAAUCCUCAAGUGCAAAGUGGCCAAUUAAAGUCAUCGUAAUUGAAGUUAGUUUCAUAUAACAAAUGCCUAAAGCGUUUUGCAUUGUUCUGUUUUCAACUCCCAGACAGGCAGCAGAGAUGGACAAAGUCAUGCAGGAGCUGGGAAAGACCAUGACUGACCAGGAUGUAAAUGCAGUUGCAUCUCAACACUUCGAUGCCCAGCAGGUAAGACACAGAACCAUUCAGUUUGGCCAUUUGAGCUACAAGCAUUGCAAUGCUCUAUGCACAAAGCUACACAGUCGUAAAUAUUCAUGAUUGGUGAUUCUUCUCUCUGGUCAGGUGCUGGAGAACAAGUGGGCCAAUGAACUGAAACAGGUGACUCAUAUCCAGAAGCAGGAGUAUCAGGAGUGGGUGAUCAAACUGCACCAGGACAUGCAGAACCCCAAUAACAGCACUAUUAAGUAAGAGUGAGUGUGUGUGGGUAUAUGUGUGUGUUUGCGUGCUUGUGAAUGCAUAUGUGCAGAAAUGUACUCUCAAUAGUUCUUUAGGGGGUUGCAAUUCAGCAGGUUUAUUCUGUUCCUUGAAAUCCUACUAACACUUUCAAGUCUUACGGUGAAGCAAAAUUGGUUAAAUCAAGAUAAUGAGUAGUCGAGUCAGGUGGUUAAGUGCUUGGACGGGAAAGAAAGCCUGCAGACACAGUGGAAUGACAUCUGCACACACAGCAGCACUUUCAAAUGCACGCUCAAGAGCAUCCUAGCUGAAAAAAAUAUAUUUGUUAUAUAUGGUUUACUCGUUUUUAUAAAAAAAAAUAUAUACUUUUUUUUUACAUUUAGCAGACGCUCUUAUCCAGAGCGACUUACAGGAGCAAUUAGGGUUAAGUGCCUUGCUCAAGGGCACAUCGACAGAUUUUUCACCUAGUCGGCUCGGGGAUUAGAACCAGCGACCUUUCGGUUACUGGCACAACGCUCUUAACCACUAAGCUACCUGCCGCCCCUUUUAUGUGCAGUUCGUCAGUCCCAAUGCACCUCAUCUGGGGUUAGUUUGUAGCCCUGUGUCCACUCAUCUUCCAGCCUGGUCACAGAUCUGUUUGUGCUGUUUAGCCAACUUCUAUGCUCAUUGGCGUGGGCAAGACGGCACAAACAGGUCUGGGACAAGGCUAGACAUCUUGUGAACCCUGCCCUUUACAGUGUGAGGUUGUGUUUGUCAGUGAGGAGAUCAAGGUGCAGCCCAGCCAACUGACAGUGGAGUCUGAGCCUGGGGCCAGGCUGUACGAGGAGCAGCGACAGCUGGAGGAGAGCUUCACUAUCCACUUAGGUACUAUACUGUCUGUCUGUGUCCCCAUGGAAGCACUGCUGCCUGGUCCGACAAGCCCAUGAUAAAAAUAAACCCUGAUGACAGCCACUGGAUUUAUAAUGAACUUCCUGACAUCGUAAACUAUAAAGACAUCCCAUACGUGUUAAGAGUAUAUUUUUGUUUGUUUUUGAUGUAUUUUGACGGUGUCAUUGCUGUGGUUUUGUCCAGGUGCACAGCUGAAGACCAUGCACAACCUGCGGCUGAUGCGGGCGGACGUGCUGGACUUCUGUAAGCACCGUCGGCAUGGUAGCAGCGGGACCAAGCUGCGGCGGCUGCAGACUGCUCUGUCACUCUACUCCUCGGCCCUGUGUGGCCUGGUGCUGCUGGUGGACAACAGGGUCAACUCCUAUAGUGGCAUCAAGAGAGGUGAGAGGUCAGGGGCCAAGGGUCAACAUUAAGCAGGGGACCACACUGUUAGGCCCUGUUAGUUACAUGAGAGGAUAAAGCACAUUUAUCAUCAGUGAAUCAAUUCAAUCUUUCUUAUUGUCAUGACCACAUUUGAAGAUGUUUGGCUUUGGCUUGAUGACACCAGUGAGUUAGAUGUUUUAGCAUGACGAUAGCUCAUAAAGGUUUUGUCACAGUCAACAUACGCCAACCCCUAAACCUCCAUAACCAUUGUGAGAUUGUAAUGUGUCCUCAUCAUGUGUUUGUGUGUGUUCCCCAGACUUUGCCACAGUAUCUAAGGAGUGUACAGACUUCCACUUCCCUCGGCUGGAGGAGCAGCUGGAGGUGGUCCAGCAGGUGGUGCUUUAUGCCCGGGCUCAGAGGAGCAGCAAGCACAAAGUCCAGCCGGGUGAGUCAGUCAUACACACCAACAGGGGUGAAAAUUAUUGCCACCCCUGUUUUCAAUAGCUUUCAACACCUCCCCUUGCGAGGAUAGCGGCACUGAGCCUUUUUCUAACUGUUUCAUGAGAUUGGAGAACACAUUGGGAGGGAUGUUAGACCAUUCCUCAUACAGAAUCUUUCCAGAUCCUUGAUAUCCUUUGUGUGCGUUUAUGGACUGCCCUCUUCAAUGAAAACAACAGGUUUUCAAUGGGGUUCAAGUCCGGAAACUGAGAUGGCGAUAGUAGAAUGUACAUUUUUUCGUGGUCAAUUAACCAUUUCUUUGUGGAUUUUAAUGUGUGCUUGAGGUUAUUGUCUUCCUGGAAGAUCCACUUGCGGCCAAGUUUCAGCCUCCUGGCAGAGGCAACCAGGUUUUUGGCUAAAAUGUCCUGCUACUGGGUAAAGUUUAUGAUGCCGUUGACCUUAAAGGUCCAAUGUGGCCGUUUUUAUCUCUAUCAAAUCAUUCCUGGGUAACAAUUUAAUGUCCUUACUGUGAUUGGUCUGAGUGGGGAGGGUGAAAACAGAAAAUUAGCUGUUAUUGGCAGAGCAGUUUGGAACACUCUUGCUUAUUGGUCUAUUAACAAAUUUACCACACUAAAAGGGCAUUAUAAUUUUCACGAUUUCACAGUAUUAUUCCAACCUCAUAGUGUGGAAAUACACUACAUGACCAAAAGUAUGUGGACACCUGCUCGUCGAACAUCUCAUUCCAAAAUCAUGGGCAUUAAUAUGGAGUUGGUCCCCCCUUUGCUGCUAUAACAGCCUCCACUCUUCUGGGAAGGCUUUCCACUAGAUGUUGGAACAUUUCUGCGGGGACUUGCUUCCAUUCAGCCACGAGCAUUAAUGAGGUCGGGUGAUUAGGCCUGGCUCGCAGUCGGCGUUCCAAUUCAUCCCAAAGGUGUUCGAUGGCGUUUAGGUCAGCUCUCUAUGCAGGCCCGUCAAGUUCUUCCACACCGAUCUCGACAAACCAUUUCUGUAUGGACCUCGCUUUGUGUGCCGGGGCAUUGCCAUGCUGAAACAGGAAAGGGCCAUCCCCAAACUGUUGCCACAAAGUUGGAAGCACAGAAUCGUCUAGAAUGUCAUUGUAUGCUGUAGCAUUAAGAUUUCCCUUCACUGGAACUAAGGGGCCUAGCCCGAACCAUGAAAAGUCCUCCAACACCAAACUUUACAGUUGGCAGAUAGCAUUCUCCUGGCAUCCACCAAACCCAGAUUCGUCCGUCAGUCUGCCAGAUGUUGAAGCGUGAUUCAUCACUCUAGAGAACGCGUUUCCACUGCUCCAGAGUCCAAUGGCGGCAAGCUUUACACCACUCCAGUCGACACUUGGCAUUGCACAUGGGGUGAUCUUAGGCUUGUGUGCGGCUGCUCUGCCACGGAAACCCAUUUCAUGAAGCUCCCGACGAACAGUUAUUGUGCUGAUGCUGCUUCCAGAGGCAGUUUGGAACUCGGUAAUGAGUGUUGCAACCGUGGACAGAUGAUUUCUACGCGCUUCAGCACUCGGCGGUCCUGUUCUGUGAGCUUGUGUGGCCUACCAUUUCGCGGCUGAGCCGUUGUUGCUCCUAGACGUUUCCACUUCACAAUAACAGCACCUACAGUUGACCGGGGCACCUCUAGCAGGGCAGAAGUUUGACAAAUUGACUUGUUGGAAAGGUGGCAUCCUAUGACGGUGCCACAAUGAAAUUGCAUGAUUGUGUGCUCGAUUUUAUACACCUGUCAGCAACGGGUGUGGCUGAAAUAGUCAAAUCCACUAAUUUAAAGGGGUGUCCACAUACUUUUGUGUGUAUAUAUAAAACACAAGAAAAUCACGUUUUUGACUGCACUGGGCCUUUAACAAGGGCCCCAGGACCAAUGUCAAGAUCCUUAUAACAAUCCCCAUUGAGUGGCUGUUUGAGUGGAGAGCUAUCAGAGAGCUGAGUAUGGAAACAUUCCUCCUGGCUAUCAGGCCUUAUAUGGAUGGGCCUAUGACCUCUGUUGUUGCUAUUGUCAUUUACUUCCUGAAAGGUCAUCUUUGCUCACACGUUUUCCAUUACAGGAAAUUCUGAACUCCUCUCUUGUUUUCCUAUUGACAGAGGUUCCUAGGAAUGGAACUAAUAGUGAAGAUAAGAACAAAAAUUUGGAAAGGAAUCCCUCCAAUAUCUUACCAGGUAAAGUUGACUGAAUACAUGGUUUUACCUAAUUCUGUAAGGGACAAAUCCUGACUUUGUGCAUUGUGAACAUUUAACUUAAAGAUGCACUAUGCAGAAAUUCACUCCGCCAUUUCCUGGUUGCUAAAAUUCUAAUAGUUUGCCUAAUUUCAGUUCCCGGGCUGUGUCGCAGCCGGCCGCAACCGGGAGACCCAUGAGGCGACGCACAAUUGGCCCAGCGUCGUCCGGGUUAGGGUAGGGUUUGGCCGGCCGGGAUGUCCUUGUCCCAUCGCGCUCUAGCUACUCCUGUGGCGGGCUGGGCACAUGCACGCUGACACGGACCCAGUUGUACGGUGUUUCCUCCAACACAUUGGUGCGGCUGGCUUCCGUGUUAAGCGAGCAGUGUGUCAAGAAGCAGUGUGGCUUGGCAGGGUUGUGUUUCGGCGGAAGCAUGGCUCUCGACCUUCGCCUCUCCGUACGGGAGAUGCAGCGAUGGGACAAGACUGUAACUACCAAUUGGCUAUCACUAAAAUUGAGGAGAAAAAGGGGUAAAAUAAUAUAUUUAAAAUAAAGAAAUAGGCUGUCAUUUCUAAUACCUUAUCUUACUCCCUAAAUGCUCUUGUCUUUGUCUCCAGGUGAAUUCUACAUCUCCCGCCACUCCAACCUGUCUGAGGUCCACAUAGUGUUCCACCUCUGUGUGGAUGACAACGUGCGCUCAGGCAACAUCACGGCCCGGGACCCUGCCAUCAUGGGCCUCCGCAACAUCCUCAAGGUCUGCUGCACUCACGACGUCACCACCAUCACCAUCCCUCUGCUACUGGUCCACGACAUGUCAGAGGUGAGAGAGAGCCUUAUGUUAUGUGUGUAAAAGCAGAAAGUAAUUUAUAUAAUUUACCUCAAGGUCCCAGAAGUCAGAUGCGUAAUGCAUGGACAGUAUAGUAUAGUUAUACAUAUGCUAUGCAUGCAUAACUGGUGCUGUGGGACUUGAGUUUAUCUAAGUUCAGGUCACCAGCAGUUACCAUUAUUCUACAUUUUGCUUUGUUAUGAACACCAAUCAAAAUAAUUUUGGGGUCCACAAUGUUGGCAAUGGUGAUGUGAAGAGCUUCGAUAACUUAUUAGUUAACUGUACAGAUAUAGUUUUUUUGUAAACCCAGUGAUCUGAACUGACCACUCCUAGUUCCUUGGUUAGAUGGUUAGUGGGGGAAGGAGAAAAGGAUGAAAAAUAGACUGAGGAAGAAGGAAAGGCGGAGUAAUGACGGUCUUAUUUCAGGCCUUAGGAACUGAUUUGUCUUUAAGUUCCGCCAUGCCCCUCCUGGCCUGCAGUUAAACAGUGCUGCAGACCUGGGUUCAAAUACUAUUUCAAAUAUCUCAAUUGCUUUCAGAAACAUUUCGAAGUAAGUAUUCAGAUUUUUUAAAAAUCUGAAAAGACAAGUAGUUGAAUAUUGGAAUCCAUUUGAAAUACACUUAAAGUAUUGGCAUGUAUUUGAAAAGACUCAAAUACACUUCCAUGCAUUUAACCCAGGUAUUUGAAAAAAGUAUUUGAAAAUUAUUUUAAAUUACUUUCAAAUACUUCCAAUAGAAGUAGUUGAUUUGGGCCACAUUAUUUGAAAAUACUCAAAUACACAGAAAAUAAGUAUUUCAAUAACAAAUAAUCAAAUACACAUGUAUUUGAACCCAGGUCUGCAGUGCUGUGGGCUUCAGUCUGUUGUCUCCAUUCACAGUGUCAUCCUAACAUGUUCCUACCCUCCCCGAUGCCACAUUCACAAGCCUUUGAUACUGUCUCAUUUCUACCUCCUCCGCCAUGUCUCUCUGCUUGUUUGUUCAGUGCAACCUCCGCAGUGUUCUGGCCUGUUCAGCUCUGGUUGUGAACUCUCCUUAGCAUUUCCUCCAUUCAGGAGUAGAUGAGGGAAAAGAGGAGGGUCGUGAACUGUUGUGUUUACUCAAACUGAGUAUACAGCACUCGGUACGCACAGAGCAGGGUAGCGGUAGUAUUGAAAGGCAGCAACACUCCUAAGUCCACAUGAGCAACCCAGAAUUGAAGAACAGCCAUUUCUCAACAAGCUGCUGCCUGAUGUAGACCUCCUCACUGCGGUGCAGAGAGGGCCCUCUCCUUAUCGUGCCACAACAUGCCUGAUGAAACGUCUUCUCUCAAGUCAAAGCAAGAGCUUGCUCAGAAAUGUACUCCGUAUAGUAUUCUCACUUCCGAAGCUGCAGGAACCAGUCUCUUUCUAAAUUAAAAGCAUUUCUGUCAGGAGUCUUCUUUUCCAGUGCUUUCUGAGGAAAUUGUACUUUUGCCCAGCUCAGUUUCAAAGGAACCAUAGAAAGCAGUGAGAAAACAUUCCUUUUCUUCUUUAUGAAAAUAUGCGUUUUGACAAUGUCAGGCAGGCAGAAGAGAAGGGAACAGUGAGGGGUGACCGAGGAUAAGUGUGUUCCACCAUCCUGUGGCCUGACUGACUCCUCUUAUUCUCUCACCUGCAGGAGAUGACCAUCCCAUGGUGCCUGAAGAGGGCCGAGCUGGUCUUCAAAUGUGUCAAAGGUGAGAGAGUAAGACGCACUAGUGGAAUUUUCCUCUUUUGUGUCACCCCUGAGACCUCUCUGUCCUGACUUAAGAUGUUUCCCUCUGCAGGUUUCAUGAUGGAGAUGGCAUCGUGGGACGGAGGGAUCUCACGGACAGUCCAGUUUCUAGUUCCACAGGUAACAAGAAGUCUGCUGCUAAACUGGCCAGAACCUUAAUGACUCAGACCUAGCAUGCACUGUAUUGAAGAAUAUAUACUUUUAGUGAUAUUAUUGAGGUUUAUAACUGUAUUAUUAGAGUUGAAUGUACACACCCAGACAGGUUAGAGGUCUCUGUCAGGUCUCAGAUGAAAAGAACAUCAAAGCAACCAGUCAGUAUUCAGGGCUGAUUACUCUGAGUUGAUAAAGUGUUGCCUGCGAAAUAUGAUUUAGUGAAGCCACAGAAUGAACCCUAUUUGAAGAGCAAACAAGUACUUGAGGAGAAAGUUAUUGUCGUAUGUUUCAAAACAGGAAUUUGGACCCACAUUGGAGUUGGCGCUAUUGCUUUAUCUCAGACAUUCAGUGUCCAACAAUAGUACCCCUGAACAGUAUGUCUCACAAAGGCACACCUGGUCUUGCAUACUCUCCAAAUACACUAUAGUGUACACUGUGUACCUACAUUCAAUCUACCAUUGCAAAAAAGUAUGUACUUUUAGACUCAGUCUACAAUGUCACUGUUUGAUGAAUAUGAUUAUGAUGUGCCAUUGGAACACAGGACUGAUGGUUGCUGAUAAUGGGCCUCUGUACGCCUAUUUAGAUAUACACACACUACCAGUCAAAGGUUUGGGCACACCUACUCAUUCAAGGGUUUUUCUUUAUUUUUACUAUUUUCUACAUUGUAGAAUAAUAGUGAAGACAUCAAAACUAUGAAAUAACACAUAUGGAAUCAUGUAAAAUAAAUGUUAUAUUUGAGAUUCUUCAAAUAGCUACCCUUUGCCUUGAUGAUAGCUUUGCACACUCUUGGCAUUCUCUCAACCAGCUUCACCUGGAAUGCUUUUCCAACAGUCUUGAAGGAGUUCCCACAUAUGCUGAGCACUUGUUGGCUGCUUUUCCUUCACUCUGCUGUCCGACUCAUCCCAAACCAUCUCAAUUGGGUUGAGGUUGGGGGAUUGUGGAGGCCAGGUCAUCUGAUGCAGCACUCCAUCACUCUCCUUCUUGGUAAAAUAGCCCUUACACAGCCUGGAGGUGUGUUGGGUUAUUGUCCUGUUGAAAAACAAAUGAUAGUCGCACUAAGCCCAAACCAGAUGGGAUGGCGUGGCGUAUCGCUGCAGAAUGCUGUGGUAGCCAUGUUGGUUAAGUGUGGCUUGAAUUCUAAAUAAAUCGCAGACAGUGUCACCAGCAAAGCACCCCCACACCAUCACACAUCCUCCUCCAUGCUUUACGGUGGGAACUACACAUGCAGAGAUCAUCCGUUCACCCACACCACGUGUCUCACAAAGACACAGCGGUUUGAACAAAAAAUCUCCAAUUUGGACUCCAGACCAAAGGACACAUUUCCACCGGUCUAAUGCUCAUUGCUCGUUUUUCUUGGCCCAAGCAGGUCUCUUCUUCUUAUUGGUGUCCUUUAGUAGUGGUUUCUUUGCAGCAAUUCGACCAUGAAGGCCUGAUUCACACAGUCCCCUCUGAACAGUUUGUGUUGAGAUGUGUCUGUUACUUCGCCUCUGUGAAGCAUUUAUUUGGCCUGCAAUUUCUGAGGCUGGAACUCUAAUGAACUUAUCCUCUGCAGCAGAGGUAACUCUGGGUCUUCCAUUCCUGUGGCGGUCCUCAUGGGAGCUAGUUUCAUCAUAGUGCUUGAUGGUUUUUGCGACUGCACUUGAAGAAACUUUCAAAGUAUUGACUGACCUUCAUGUCUUAAAGUAAUGAUGGACUGUCGUUUCUCUUUGCUAAUUUGAGCUGUUCUUGCCAUAAUAUGGACUUGGUCUUUUACCAAAUAGGGCUAUCUUCUGUAUACUGCCCCUACCUUGUCACAACACAACUCAUUGGCUCUAAUGCAUUAAGAAUGAAAGAAAUUCCACAAAUUAACCUUUAACAAGGCACACUUGUUAAUUGAAAUGCAUUCCAGGUGACUACCUCAUGAAGCUGGUUGAGAGAAUGCCAAGAGUGUGCAAAGGGUGGCUACUUUGAAGAAUCUAAAAUAUAACAUCUAUUUUGAUUUGUUUAAUACUUUUUAGUUUACUACAUGAUUCCAUAUGUGUUAUUUAUUUCAUCGUUUUGAUGUCUUCACUAUUAUUCUACAAUGUAGAAAAUAGUAAAAAUAAAGAAAAACCCUUGAAGGUGUGUCCAAACCUUUGACUGGUACUGUAGAUAACUUGUUUUGGGGAGAGCUCUUAUUUCUCUAUAGAACCAUUCCCUUUAUUAAUGUGGCUCUGUUACAGGUUAGUUAUAUAAGUAUUGUUAUAGGCAUGAGUGAGGUUCCCUGUAGACUGGGUCGCCUAUAGUAUGAUUACAUGUUGACAGGCUCAGGGGAUAAAACCAGCAUCAAGGGUUAUAACAGCAUUUACGUCUGCCAGUCUUAUGCUCCGACACCAUUCAAAUUAGAACCUCAUUUUCUACUCCUCAAACAGGGCACGUACUGUAUGCAUAAAAAUAUGAAUGCUGUGAGUGGAGACAUUUAAUACUUUAAAUGCUUAUUAGAAGGCCUGUUAGUGUUGUGACCUAACAUGUUCCCAAUGAAAGCCACAGCUGUCAGAGCACACAUAAUUACAGCAUCUUGACUGGUCCCACAAGAAAUGGGACACCGUGCUAAAGGUGGCGUUGAGCUAAAGGUCCCUGCUUAGGUUGUCGUUAACACUUGUACACAAACAAACCCAAAAAAAAAAAUGUGAAUUUGUAUGUUAAGAAUUUCCCCCUAGGAGAUGUUGUGUAUGUAAGCCGUUUGUGUCCAUGUUGGCUACUCAGUUGGAAAGACAUCCGUUCCCUGCGUGCCCACUGCUCACUAAGCAUUGCUGUCUGUCUGUGUUUUAUUGACAGAGUAUCUCGGAUGAGAUGUUCUACCAGUUGAGCAACAUGCUGCCUCAGAUCUUCCGCGUCUCCUCCACCCUCACGCUCACCUCCAAACGCUGACGGAGACACAGGACCAAUCACAUUGGCUUGGCAACUGUCAACACUGAGUUCCAGCAAAUAGAUAAAUAAAAUAAAUAGUUGCAUUUCACAGGGGUUAGUGUGAUGGAUGACUUUAGAGCUUCCUGUCACAAGUGAUUAUCGACCCCUGCGUAAUUAGCAUUGUAAGGCAAGGCGAUAUCAUUUUGGCCCAUCUUCCCAAAAAUAUGGAUUGUGUUGUUGCCCGAGACGAGCAUUAUGCAGUUUUUGUGCAUUGCUGUGAAUUAUAGUAAGGACUGUCAUUAUUCCUCUCCACUCCAGUAACAGCAGAGGGCACUGUUCUCAGAGACAAAGACCCCUACUCUCUCAUAGAUGUUUAAUCUACUGUGUGCCUAAACAUGGACUUUAUUAACUUUUAUUAUGAAACUGACAAUUGGCAUUAAAGUUGCACCCUAUUGAGCAUACACAAGUUCAGCCCUUAAACUUUUCGAUGUGGCAUUCCAAUUAACUCAUUCCAAUUUACUCUGUGUUUACACCUAUAUCUGUGCUAUAUGGUUUUAGUAGAAAUGUAUGUAAGGAGUGUUGAAACUGUUUCAAGGAGAAUGACAGGCUGUGUAUAGUCACAAACUUACAUUACUGAUCUAAUGUGAAUCUCAUCUCUGUGAAAUGUUUCAGAUUUUACAUGUAUUUAUAUUUUUUUACUUGGGCUUGAAGCACUGGAGUAUAGCCUACUCCAAAUUGCAGUUUCUGCACAAUUUUAAAAACUGUUUAUGAAUAAUCCACGAUUGGCUAAUCUCCCUGAAGCUAAUAUGACAUAGUAAUUGCAUUCCAUUUCUGCUUGGAUUAAGUCAUUGGAUGAAAUUAUUAUUAUUGUCAGACAUUUGCCUGCCAUGAUGAUCAGUGUCAGUAUUGAGAUGAUUAAACAGAUCAAGUGCACCAAUCAAAACAGUGUCUUUUUUCAAGUGAAAAACAGAUGGCUGUUGGCAUUCUCCUCCGAGCUCCCAAGUCGGUGUUGUGUUAAAACUUGCCGCACUGUUUAUACCGUACUGCAGUGGUGAGAACCCGGAAAACGCUACAGAAAUGUGUUACUGAAUGCCUUGCAUUCUUGGCAUUGGUCUCGGUGGCCUUAAGUGUUGGGUUCCCUGGGGCAGAGGGACCAUGGUGCCGACUCAGCAGCAUCAUGCACCGGCCGGACCCUGUGUCUGUCCUUCGUCCUCCCUGGUGUUGUGUGCAGCCAGGCAGCCUGGACUUCAGAGCCACGCACACAGGCCUUCUGACGAGGACAGCAAAUUCCUGGAACAACUGACCUCCUAGGGGGCUGAUCGGUUCCUGGGUUCAGGUACACAACUAGCCCUAUGU
Messenger RNA from Coregonus sp. 'balchen', 15694 nucleotides. NCBI's taxonomy places the organism in Eukaryota, Metazoa, Chordata, Actinopteri, Salmoniformes, Salmonidae. The record is from the annotation of a GenBank genome assembly.